Messenger RNA from Dromiciops gliroides (monito del monte), 4049 nucleotides. RefSeq names its product zinc finger protein 2 homolog. Gene Ontology annotation, biological process: regulation of transcription by RNA polymerase II. The coding region runs from base 47 to 2092 and encodes 681 amino acids. NCBI's taxonomy places the organism in Eukaryota, Metazoa, Chordata, Mammalia, Microbiotheria, Microbiotheriidae. Gene Ontology annotation, molecular function: RNA polymerase II cis-regulatory region sequence-specific DNA binding; DNA-binding transcription factor activity. The record is from RefSeq and is a predicted model, not a curated record. The transcript is spliced from 3 exons.
GUGGUGCCUCUUGGACCAUUCUCAGAGAGAACUGUACAAGGAGGUCAUGCUGGAGAAUGUCCAGAACCUGCUCUCCCUGGGGCUUCCAGUUUCCAGAGAAGACCUGACCUCUUCUUCUCAGGAAGGGGGAGCGCCAUGGCUUCUGGAGCCAAAAGGCCCAAGGCACCUUUGUCCAGAUUCGGUUACCAGUUUUGAAGUGAAAGAGGUUUCUGCAAACCCCAGCAUUUCUGUGGAAGAAUCUUGCCAGCAGAAAUUCAUGAAUGUUGGUUCCUGUGACUUCAACUUUAUAGAAUUCUGUGACUCUGAUAUCAAGGUAGAUAAAAACCCCAAGAAUCCCUGUGAAUUUGAUGAAGUUGGAAAGAGCUUGACACAAUAUUCAGUCCUAAAUCACUGUAAGGCAAUGACCCCAAGGAAUGACUGUUUUCAGUACAGUAACUGUGGAGAAUGCUUUACUGAACAGGCAGAGCUUAUUCAGUCCCAUGAGAAUUGUCCUGAAAUGCAAAUAGAUCAAGGUAGUCAACAGAAAAAGCCCUUGAGCUUGAGUUCAGACCUUAUUAAACAUCAGAAAAGUUACACUGGCAAAAAGCUUCAUACAAGUAAUGAAGGAAGAAAGGCCUUCAGCCAGAACUCUAAGAUUAUUAGCCACCAGAAAGUUCAUGUUCGGAAGAAACCAUGUAAUGAUGACGCAGCAACCUUCUCAUCUCUUCCUCACCACCCUAAAUUUCAUACUGGAAUGAAAACAUAUGCAUGUAACCAGUGUAGGAAGACCUUUUACUGGAACCCAGAUCUUGUUAGACAUCAGAAGGUUCAUAAUGAAGAGAAACCUUAUAAAUGUAAUGAAUGUGGGAAAGGCUUCUGCUAUAGAUCCCUCCUUAUUGGCCAUCAGAGAAUUCAUACUGGAGAGAAACCUUAUGAAUGUAAUCAAUGUGAGAAGGCGUUCUGCUACAGAUCACUCCUCAUUGGCCACCUGAGAAUUCACAGUGGAGAGAGACCCUAUAAGUGUAUUUAUUGUGGAAAAGCUUUCCAAAGUAGCUCCCGUCUUUCUUCCCAUCAGCGAAUCCACACUGGAGAGAAACCAUAUGAAUGUAAUCAGUGUGGAAAGGCAUUCACACAGAGCUCUCAUCUUGGUGCACAUCAGAGAAUCCACACUGGAGAGAAACCGUAUGAAUGUACUCAAUGUAGAAAGGCUUUCAGAUUCUGUUCUGGUCUUGCUUCCCAUCAGAGAAUUCACACUGGAGAAAAACCUUUUGAAUGUAAUCAGUGUGGAAAAGCUUUCCAAAGUAGCUCCCGUCUUGCUUCCCAUCAGAGAAUUCACACUGGAGAGAAACCUUAUGAAUGUAAUCAAUGUGGAAAGGCUUUUACACAGAGUUCCCAUCUUGGUACCCACCUGAGAAUUCACAGUGGAGAGAAACCUUAUGAAUGCAAUCAAUGUGGAAAGGCUUUCAGAUUCCGUUCUGGUCUUGCUACACAUCAGAGAAUGCACACUGGAGAGAAACCUUAUAAAUGUAAUCAGUGUGUAAAGGCUUUCCAGUGCAGCUCCAGUCUUGCUAAACACCUGAGAAUUCACACUGGAGAGAGACCUUAUAAGUGUAAUCAAUGUGGAAAGGCUUUCAGAUGCAGCUCCAGUCUUGCUGCACAUCAGAGAAUCCACACUAUAGCAAAACCUUAUGAAUGUAGUCAAUGUGGAAAGGCUUUCAGAAAGAGUUCCAAGCUUGCUAUCCAUCAGAGAAUCCACACCGGAGAGAAACCUUAUGAAUGUGAUCAAUGUGGAAAAUCUUUUAAAUACACCUCCCAUCUUGCUGCCCAUCAGAGAAUCCACACAGGAGAGAAACCUUAUGAAUGUAGUUAUUGUGGAAAGGCUUUCCAAAGCAGUUCCAGUCUUACUAUACAUCAGAGAAUCCACACAGGAGAGAAGCCUUAUGAAUGUAAUCAAUGUGGAAAGGCUUUCCAGUGUAACUCCAAUCUUGCUGCCCAUCUGAGAAUCCACACUGGAGAGAAACCUUAUAAAUGUAAUCAAUGUGGAAAAGCUUUCAGAUACCGCUCUGGUCUUGCUGUCCAUCAGAGAAUCCACACUAGAGAGAAAUCUUAUUAAUGUAAUCAUUAUGAAAAGGCUUUUACACUGAGCUCGUCUUGCUUAGCAUCAGUGAAUCCACAUUGAAGAGAAGUUGUAGGAAUAUAAUCAAUGUUGUAAAGCCUUCAGGCAACAGUUAUGCUAUAUUUCCCAUCAGUGAGUUAAUAGUAGAUAGAAAUCUUAUCACAGCAAUGAAUGAGAAUAGGCAUUGAAAUGAAAUACAGAGCUUAUUCAACAUUAGAACAAUAAUUCUGACAAGAAGUUCUAUAUGGAGUCAGACCAGAGAUCAUCUCUUACUUUACAUAAGAGGAUUCCUAACAGAGAAGAUGACUCUGAAUGUUGUUAAAUGGGGCAGGCUUUUCUCUGGAGGACAGAGAUCAGUAGUAAGUAGGCAACAGAAUAUUCAUAUUGGAAUGAAGGCGUGUAAAAGCGCUAAUUGUGGAAAAAUCUUAUUUCUUCACCUAGAGUUCAUACUUGAUUGUACUUUAGAAAAAUCAUGCUAGAGAUAAAGUUUCUAUAUCUAAUUACCAAGAGAAGAUUUGCUACAGCACAGACUUCAUCAGACCUCCUCAAAUAAAAGAUCCCAUUAAACACCUCCAACUUCGUAUUGUGCAUAAAGUCCUAUAAAUGGAAUUUGUCUCUGAAAUCCCAAUGUUUGUCACUUCUCAAUAGUUUAUGGCAUUCAUAUACUACAACUUUUUCAACCAUUUCCUAACUAAUUGGUACUCACUAUGUUUCCUGUUUGAUGGCACAAAAAGUCCUUAUGUAAGUAUUUUGGUGUCUGUUGGCCGUUUAUUUCUGUAAUGCUUGCUUUAAGCAACUAGGUGGUGCGGUAGAUAGAGUACUGUGUCUGGAGCCACUAGUCCUGAUUUCAUAUUCAUUCUCUGGGACUUAGUAGUCAUGUAAACUUGUGCAAGUCACUUAGCCUAUUCCUGCCUGAAUUUCUCCAUCUGUGCAGUGGCAGUAUUAAGAGUACCUACCUCCUAAGGUUGAUGGGAGAAUUAAAUGAGACACUGUUUUAAAAAUGCUUUUGCAAGACAAAUUACUAUGGAAAUACUAGCUUUCUAAUGAUUAUGAUACUUGGGUUUUAAGUCCCAUAGUAAAGUCAGUGGGCUAUAACAUGGACAGUUUAGUCACUCUUCCUUUCAGGCAAAUCAAUAUUCAGAACAGAGCAAAGGAAGGAUUAAUUGUAAUGCAUAGGACACUAGGUUUAGAAUCAGAUCCUCCCUAUCUGUAUAACUCUGGGCAAGGAAAAACCUCUCUGUGCCUCACUUUGUUCCCCUCUAAAAUAAGGAGGUUGGGCUCAAUGACUUUGAUGGUCUCUUUCAACUCUAAAUAUGUUUUCAUCACAACUACAUUCAUAUGUCUCUUUCCCAUAGCCUCUAUUCCAGGAAGGAGGCCUAGCAGGACCAAAUCUGAAACUACACAGGAAAGCAGUUGUCAUCUGAACUCUUUUGUCCUACUUAAAAAUAAAGAUCUUGAGAAACUGAUCAAAUGUGUAAUAUACAAAAGAAAAUGGGUAUAGUAACCUUGUGUUCAGUCAAAGACCUCCAUUAUGGUCCUAGUAUUUACCAACCACUACAAAAUGCUAGAAACACUGGAAGGUAGUCUGGCAGAAAAUAGAUAUGGAUUUCAAUAAUACAUAAUGGAACAGUAGGAAGACCAGAAGGAAUGAGGACAGUUUUGAAAGGAUCAUGUUGAAUUUUUAAAUCACUCAAUUGGCAAAUCAAGCUAUCCAUAUUAGAAAUUGUUUUUAUUCAUAGUCCUCUUUUUCUGUUGGGAUGGUGUAUAUAAAAAUGUUCAUUUUAGUUCAUGUUUGUGAAUUUCAAAAUUAAAAAGGUCAAAUACUGAUGGUUUCCUUUUUGUCAUUUUCAUCAAUUUUUAAGACAUGCCAAGAGAUGGCAAAAUUAUCUUAAUAUGACUUUCUCUUAUCAGUGCUUUGGAGCAUGUUUUCAUGUAUAAUUUAUUGUCAUUUAUG